AUGCAAGGACCAACAAGGGGCAUUAUCGCCUUGAUGGUGAUCGCCAUCGCCACCGUCUUCAUCGCCGUACCGGUGCAAUCCCAGAAGCUACCGAGCUUCCUGGCGACUCCGGUAUGCCGUGAUCGUGGCCAGUACCUGAUCGCACAUCCCCGGGACUGCCAGGCGUAUUUCUACUGCUUCGACGGUCAAUCGUACUACGGUCAGUGCAAUGCUGGGUAUCGGUUCGAUGCCGUUCGGCAGUCCUGCCUUCAGUCGACGGUCCGGGAGUGCUACAGCUGUCCGGCGGACGGUGCCUCCAACCUGCCGCAUCCCACGUCCUGCCAAAUGUUCGUGUUGUGCUACCUGGGUGUCGCCCAUGAGCGCACGUGUCCGGACGGUCUCCUCUUCAACGCGGCCCUCGGCCAGUGUGACCUGCAGCAGAAUGUGCAAUGUACCCGGCGGCCAUAA
Messenger RNA from Anopheles aquasalis, 447 nucleotides. RefSeq names its product chitin-binding domain protein cbd-1. The record is from RefSeq and is a predicted model, not a curated record. Gene Ontology annotation, molecular function: chitin binding. Lineage: Eukaryota; Metazoa; Arthropoda; Insecta; Diptera; Culicidae. Gene Ontology annotation, cellular component: extracellular region.